Gekko japonicus is the source of this 644-nucleotide messenger RNA. RefSeq names its product centromere protein A (gene CENPA). Gene Ontology annotation, molecular function: protein heterodimerization activity; DNA binding; structural constituent of chromatin. Lineage: Eukaryota; Metazoa; Chordata; Lepidosauria; Squamata; Gekkonidae. The transcript has 5 exons. Gene Ontology annotation, cellular component: nucleosome. The record is from RefSeq and is a predicted model, not a curated record. Bases 109 to 570 code for a protein of 153 amino acids.
GCAGGAUAAAUCGGCGACCGAGCACAGAGGCGGGCUCUGCAAUGUGGCGCGUAAUCCGAAUUUAGCGAGGCGGCGGAGACGCCGGGCUCGCUGCAGAAGCCAGAUACCAUGCGUCACUCACGAGCAGGCCCGAGCCCCAGGAGAGGUUCCACCACUUCGCCUCGACGCCGCGGACCAACAUCUCCACGGCGAGGACAACCACGGACAUCUCCACGACAACGCCCCCGGGCGGCGCCUGCUGAAGGACGGCCAGUGCGGCGGCGAAGAUACCGGCCCGGCCAGCGGGCCAUGCUAGAGAUCCGGAAGUACCAGAAGAGCACCAACCUGCUCAUCCAGAAGCUGCCCUUUGCCCGUGUGGUGCGUGAGAUCUGUCUGGACUACACUCGAGGAGUUGACAUGCAGUGGCAGGCGAUGGCUUUGCUUGCCUUGCAGGAGGCUGCUGAAGCAUUUCUUGUACACCUGAUGGAGGAUGCCUACAUCUGUGCCAUUCACGCCAAACGGGUCACCCUCUACCCCAAGGAUAUACAGCUGGCUCGGCGGAUUCGUGGCAUUCAGGAAGGAUUGGGUUAGAGCCCCUUCUCCUUCCCCUUGGUUGGAGGAUCUGUCUCCCGAGACUGAAAGUUGAGAAAUCACCCUGGUGGGGG